UACAGUUGCUGUUGAUCCUACCUGUGGUAUUUUCAGCCCAGUCCCGAUGGACAGAUUCCAAGGCACUUCCUCAUAGGACAAAUGGAUUCUCUUGUGGGAGUCGAGGGACCGCUGCUUUAGGGAGCAGUUCUCUAGCUGCUUUAACAAUAUGGGCCAUGGUAGCCAAGGUGUGAUGUUUUAGGGCAGGCAGUAGGUUAGGCAGCUGGGCUGCCAUGCACUGUGCAAUGGUGGUGUCUCUCGGUAGCUCUGUUGUCAGACUUGGGAGUAGCAAUCCUACCUCUGAUGCCCAGUCAGUAAUUGAGCUACACUGGCUGCUCAGCUCAUUCUACUAGGUGGGUAGGGUAGGGCAGAUGGCUUGAAACCUGCUUUCUCUUCUGUCUUCGUCCCUGUGAUGUAGUAGAUGGUCUCCCUUGUCUCAGCCUCCUGCGUUAUCUCAAGGAAUGAGUGUUUAUUAGUGGCUAGAUUAAUUGCAAGGGGCUGACUUGGGAGAUGGUGAAGCUUUAUCCCUAGCCAUGCCCUGGUAGUGGCUUAAAUAAGUAAGCAGAUGGUCCUUACCUGUUUGUUCACGGGCAUCUUUGAGAAUCUUAAGGCGUUUGGAGUCCGUGGUGUGAGCCCAGUACACAUGGCACAAGUACACACACCUGCCCAUGACUUCACAGUUUGUGGACACUCUCACUUCACAGUGGAUCCCAGCUCAGGCCUUGCUGUAGAGGACAUGGCCUAAGCAGUAACCUGCACUGGCUAAUGCUACAGUCCUCCCCGGUCCCUGGUUUUUCAGAUUCAUGCUUUCUACUUUUGCUUGACAAGUGUGUUUCACGAGUGUAAGGCACAGGGUCCCCAAUGCUCUUGUGCUAGCUGGGAAGCCAGUAAGGAGCCCUGAUCCAUGAGUACCGCCAAGUGAGUGGUGACCCUGUGUUGGGGGCCAAGAAACUGAGGUGGGGAUAAAGUCUUUCCUUGGCUCUAGGUCUGCUAGGCUCCAUCUGGCAUCUACUCUCUACUCCCCUAAGCCCUGGUCCCCAUUUCUCUCUGCCCACUUCUUCAUCUAAACGAAUUGGACAUGACCAUUAUUCUCCGAUCUUUUAUUGAGCGCCAGCUUUGUAGGGAGAACUAUUUCACAUGUGAAGGGUAAGCAAUGUCUGUACUGGCAAAGGGUCAUGAUCUCUCUCGAUCAGUUCAUAUGUUCAUGGCCCGGGAAAGAAGAAUAUGGGCAGAACUGUGUGUGGCAGGCAAGCUCUCAGUUACGGUGUGCUUCGUUUUCCUGUGGCCCACUUCUCACCUGUGUGUACUGUCUCCUACACCCCCAACCCGGCGUACACCCUCUGGUGUGCAGAGGAUGAAUAUGCGCCAUUCCAGGGGGAUCCUAGGGACAGAGGUACAGUUCUCAUGGAAGAAGGGGUGUGGUCACUGGUGAUGUGUGUGUGUGUGAGUGUGUGUGUCUGUCUGAGUGUGUCUAUGUGUGUGUGUGAGUGUGUCUCUGUGUGUGAGUGUGUGUGUGUCUGUCUGAGUGUAUCUAUGUGUAUGUGAGUGUGCCCUCGUGAGUGUGUUUGUGUGUGUGUGUCUGUGUGUGUGAGUGUGUGUGUCUAUGUGUGUGUGAGUGUGUCUGUGUGUGAGUGUGUGUGUGAGUGCGUCUGUGUGUCUCUGUGUGUGUGAGCAUGUGUAUAUGUGUGUGAGUGUAUAUAUGUGUCUGUGUAUGUGAUUGUGUGUGUGAGUGUGUGUGUGUAUGAGUGUGUCUGUGUGUGAGUGUGUAUGUGUGAGUGUGUCUGUGUGUGCAUGAGUGUGUGUGUGAGUGUGUGUGUUGGGUGAAGAGGUGAGGAGGUGGGUGAUUUUAGGGGAUAAAAAGAUAGUUAUAUGGCUGAUGAAAGGAACCCCAGAGAACUAGGGACUAAAAUCAAGCUCUUUCCUCUAAUACUGUCUUGGGUUAGAGAGCAGGACAUAGAGCAUCUAUAUCUGCUCGAUCUCCCUGGCCUCUAAUACUGUCUUGGGUUAGAGAGCAGGACAUAGAGCAUCUAUAUCUGCUCGAUCUCCCUGGGCUACCUGGCCUGGCCCUGAACACCACCUUCGCCAUUGGCCUUGCCCAUGACUGUGUUUAUUCUGGCACAGGCUAUCUCAUUCCCACCUGCUACCCUGCUAGUCCUGCCUGACUGAUCUUUAUGGUUCAGACUUCCAUUCUGUUUGGACUACUCUCGGAAGUGUGCCCACAGCACAGUGCCUGCCGUUCCUCCCUUACCUGUGGUACCUUGCGAUAGCCCUGCAGGUGAGUCCAGCUGGUCAGGCUUCUCUGGGGAGAGUGAGUCACAGAUUUUCGAGCCUGUGCCUCUGUCCUUCCGAGUCCACAGCAGAGCUGCCUUCCCCAGAUUCUCAUCCCCUCUCAGAGACCAGAGAGGAUGGAACCACAUCUUCCUCAGUACCUAGGGCUUUACAUACGAUGUCACACCCGAUGCCAUCCUCUGGAUCCUUUUUUUUUUUUUUUAAAUAUAUGUGUGUGUGUGUGUGUGUGUGUGUGUGUGUGUGUAGCUAGGCCGUAGAGGCUGUGAGGGUGAAAUAUAAUCAGCCAACACAUUUUGACUCUGUUGCCUUGGGCAAAUUACUAAGUCUUUUUUGAGUCUCAGUUUCCAGCUCUACAAAAAUGAGAUCAGUGCUCAGAUGAAUGGUGUCUUAACAGUCAAGGGGAACUAAGAACAAGAAACAACUCUGUAGAGUGUACAAGAACAACUAGCGUUUAGAGUGAAAAUAGAGUGUUCUAAUCUACUUUUCUCUGUCAGCCCAUCCAGAACUGUGGAGAAGAUUCCAGCAAUGACUGUGAGUCUGAUGCUGUGUCUCCCCACGUGUGAUAGAAAGAUCCCAGGCUUCUACCAGCUUCUGGGAUCUUUGAUGCAGGAUGAUGGUGUAGGCCGGAGGUUUAUAUCCAUCGCAUAGUGGGGCUGCCCUCCCUUGGAGAGCAGGGCCUUCAGAAUGUAUGCAUCUAGGCUCUGCUUGCUGGCCCUGCAUCGUAGUACAUUGCUGAUUGCCCUUUAUGUUUCAAGACUGGGGUACCCCAGAAUCUGGGUGUCUGGACCCAGCAAUGGUGUACCUUCAGGGACAAUCCCUUCUGUUCUAAGAGAGAAGGAUCAACACUCUGCCCAGUCCCUGCAGGCCAGAAAACAACUGGGACUCACCUUUCACCUCUGCGGCCAGAGCUCAAAUAGGGCUUUGCAGAGGAAAUGCCUUUCUGACCUGCCCAGCCCGCCCUGACCAGGCAAGCUGGACUCUUGGCUCCCGGUUCCACCUAGGCCUGAGCCUCUGCAGUACUCAGAACCUCGGUUUCUCUACUAAUAGCAUGGGAAUGUGGUUGAACCAUCUGACUCCUCUUGGAUUCUUAGCUCUGCCUGGUGUUUGUCUUGGGAUGGUGCUCCAGAUAGAAAGCUGUGGCAGUUAUAAAGACAGGCUGGGGGACAGUGGAGGCCUGGGCCUUCAGCCUUGCUCUGGCCAUGGAUCUAUUAGGAAAGGCUUAUCUGUGACCCUUGGUGGCAUCUGGGAGUAUUGAGCUGCCACGGAGUGGGGGUGGCUUGCUCAGAGGCCUUUGGCUGUUUGGGGAGACCUGAGGGUCUGUCAUGAGUCUAGGAGUACGGCCAUAGUCCUGGGAAGAGAACUAUUUAGGGGUGUAAUUAGUGUAGUUUUGGCAUCCACCAAACUUCCCCUUCCUCUUAAAACAGUCUUGAAGGCUGUGGUCUUGUUUAAAUCCUAUCCAGCAAAAAUGAAAGAAAGGAAGAGGGAGGGGGAAGAGAGGAGGGCUGUUAUUUUGUGAAAUUGCAUUUCCCAGCCGUGAGCAUGAGUCACGGGGUUUGGAGCUUUGGAUUUCUUGUUUGGAUAAACUUCUCUCUAAGAGGCCAGGGCUGUGUUGUCCUCAGUCAGGCCAGUUUGGGAUGAUGGAGUCGGCCGGUGGCUUCCCGGCACAGGACAGGUCUCCCAGUCAAGAUGUAGAGUGACCCAGGAGUUGGUGCUCUGAGGCCAGUGAAGGAAGUGGCUGCUGCUGCCCCAAUUUUCCAGGGUAGGGGGUCAGGACUGGCAAAUCGCUGUCCAGUGGAUUCUGAGUUUGGGCUUGGGGAGGUGGAGGACCCUGGAGGUGGGUGGUGGUGGCCACUGUGUCUUAGUGAGGCUCUAUGCUCAGUGCCACGGAACUGAACACUUUAAAGUCAUUAAACUGGUAACUGCCAUUAUGGAUAUUUGGUCACACACAAAAAAAUAGGCUUUUGGUCCCAAGCCACUGCUGUGGUGACCCUGAGGUGGAGCCCAGAAGACUGUUUUUGUUGCUCGUUUCCAAGUCACUCAAUACAAGUUUUUUUUUUUUCUCCCUCUCCCCUCAAUACAAGUUUUAAAUGCUCAUUUCGUGUGUGAAGUAGUAGGCAGUGACUCACAGGGGAUGACGAGUAGCAGCUGUCUUAGUAAGUGCACCAUUCCUAGGUUUGGCCUGUCACCAUAGCCACCUUGUCUGAUUUCCACCAAAGCUGUCCUCCCGUGUGCUUCAGAAAGUGACCCUGUCAUCUCAUUGCCUCCAGGACGGGAGCCAUUGCCCCUCAGGGGAUCACUUCAUCCUGGGCUUGCCCAAGUGCUAAAGAGUUGGUUCAGACCACAUGCAGGCUGGUGCCGGGGUGCUCUGUCUUGGGUUUUGUGCUACACCAGAUGGAUUCAUGUGAUCCUGACUGCAGGAAGGAUGCUAUCCCUGGGCCACCCCAGACGCUGAGCAGCAGUGUGUAUAGGAACGCUUCACCCUAUGGCUCCCUCAACAACAUUGCUGAUGGCCUCAGCUCCCUCACAGAGCAUUUCUCGGAUCUGACGCUCACCUCUGAAGCCCGCAAACCCAGCAAACGGCCUCCUCCGAACUACCUGUGCCACCUGUGUUUCAACAAAGGACACUACAUUAAGGAUUGCCCUCAGGCACGCCCCAAAGGUGAGGGUCUGACACCGUACCAAGGCAAGAAGCGCUGCUUUGGCGAGUACAAGUGCCCAAAAUGCAAGAGAAAAUGGAUGAGCGGAAACUCCUGGGCCAACAUGGGGCAGGAGUGCAUCAAGUGCCACAUCAACGUGUACCCACACAAGCAGAGACCCCUGGAGAAACCUGAUGGCCUGGACGUGUCUGACCAGAGCAAGGAGCACCCUCAACACCUCUGCGAAAAGUGCAAGGUCCUGGGCUACUACUGUCGUCGUGUGCAGUGACCUUGGCCACCACUGUAGCACCCCUCAGCUGCCACCUCCCUGUGCUGCCCAAAGGGCUGAAUGUCCCCAUCCUCAAGGAGAUGUCACAAGCCUGUGGCUUACACAGAGGAGACUUGUGCCCUUGUCUCACGUGCUGACAGAGCAGCCGACAUGCUCCCAACAGGGUGCAGAGACAGGAGGAUCAGGGACUCUUCACCAUAGGCCUGGGCUCCGUAGGAGGCCAGAGGCCAGCAGAGGUCUUGAUGUUCCUGCAAGCUCUCUUCCUGAGUGUCUCUGGGGCAAGCAACCUUGCAUGUGACACCAGUACACUAAGUGAACUGUGAAUCCCAAGGCCUGUGGGAAGUUCUCCCUCCAAGACCAGCCAGGCCCUCUCCUACCCAGCACCUUGCAGCUUGCCUCCUAUGAAAAACCACUCUAGGAAGCCCCAUGCCAUUCCUGAUCUGUAGCCACAGGGCAGUCACUUGUUCUAGCAGCUGCUGAGGAGAGGCCUUCUGAGUGGCCUUCUGUCCCUGCCCACACUGAGUCUCAAAUCUGAGCAGCCCUGACAUCACCGCAUUGCACCUGGUAGCUAAACCCAGCCUCCCUCCGCCAAUGGGACAGGCAGGCAGAGGGUGAGCCCAGGGGGAGACUGAACAGUAACCAGUGUGCCAAGACAUCCUAGGGACAUCAGGCAUCACCACUUCCCAUGAUGCCCCGAGACUGUCCUGUAGGUUUGGGUUCUGUCAGCUGCUCUCUCUUUACCCCUAGCCUUCACCCAUGUUCGAGAUGCCACCCCGCAAAAGCCCGUAAAAGGCACGAAGGAUGCAGGCCUUGGCAUUCUGGAGCCACUUUCUGCCAUUUGGGGCAAGGACAUCUCCAGCCUUAAUUUCCCCAUUAGUUAAGUGACAAAGUGCCACCAGAAAGCAGGAGGUCCCAGUGAUCUCUGACGUUCUAGAAGAGAGCUGGCUGCCUCUGGAACACAGAGUGUCACUGGGGGGUGAUCUGCCUUUAGAGAUCCAGGUGCACUGCCCUCCAGCCUCUGUUCUGAAAGUCACUUAGGAUGUCAGGCUGAAUGAUGCCAGGUCCUCUCCUAUAGUCCUCCUUGCCUGGUGUUCCCAUCCCCCAAGAAGAUGAUUCCUCCUCUUCCUCCUCUUCCUCCUCAGCCCCUCACAUGGGCAAGCCUAAAAUGAGCCACAGAACCUCUCCUUUGGAAACUGGAGAUAGUGAUUUCCUACUUCCUAAGGAGGCAGAGAGAGAUUUCCUGGCAUGUCACAUGGUCCCAGGGGUGGGGCUGUCGUCCUGGCCAGGGUCAGCAGUGCACCCCCUACCCUGUGACAAGCUGAAUUUCUCUUAUCUUUCUCUUCUUCACCAGCUGUCAGGACUGAGUUGCUUGACUUUGCCCUACACUAUGCUUCUAUGGAGAGAGAGAGAAAAAAAAUCAGACCAUGAAAUAGGCCUGAAAUUCAGUGUUUACAUAUGGUGCCCAGCUGCCCUUUGUUUUCAAAUGAAAAUGUCUUGUACGACUGAGGAGUCAUGUGAAGUGUUAAGCGAGGGUCCAGGGGUUAAGUGGAAGAGAUGGCCGUGUGUCUGCAGCAGCUAGUUGCAGGGUGGAUUGUGGGAGAACGUACCCUCUCAGCACUUAGCAAAGGUAUACCCAGACUUACAGCAGUGUGGUGGCCCAGACUGCUUCCACCCGCUGCCCUCAAAUGGUGGCAUGCUGGGCUGCAGACGGUGAGCACCCAGCACCAAGGGUUUCCCAGUCUUGCUGCUGCACUAGGGCUGCCUCCGUGCCAAGCUUCCUGUCGCUUGGAAAGGACCUUUUCUGUCAGGCAUCCCACCGGGGGCCCUAAAGAGAAUGUCACAACAAUGGACAGUGUACCUGUGUCCCAAACGGGGACAAGUCGGGAAUAGGUAAACUGAGUCAAAAAUGCAAAGAGCUAGUGACAGUCUUCAGACAGCCAGGGCCAGUAGAAGGUUAGCUAUCAGCCUAAAGAGACAUUUUGGUCACUAGACUGAUGUCUGUGCACAGCCAGGCCCCUCUCACCCCAGGCAGUCUCUUCCUGGCCCUGCUUUGCAAUGCUUUGGCUGAACUUGUGACCUUCCUGAGGCUAGCAAAAGAUACCACUAUUAAGACUGGGUGUUGGAAGACUUAAUGCUCAGAGGGCCUAGGAGCCCAGGGGACAAGAAAGUGUGUGGUUGUAGUACAUUCAAAAGGGACAAUCGCUUGCAGUCAGUAGAUCUAGUGAUCUAGUUGAGAGAGAACGGCGUUUACCCCAUAUGAAGUAUUCAGUAGCUCUACUUGUGAAUUUGUAUUUAUUUUGAGUUAUACUUGACACGGAAUUCUUUUUUUUUUAAAUGCUAUGUGUGUAUUUUGGGGAAAAAAAUUCAUAGAUGUUAAAAUUUCUGCAUGGUUACCAGGUUUUCUUUGGACGUGGAACUUGGUGGCCUCCCCCUCCAACCCCCAAAUUUCUUCAUAGGGAUUUUUGUUUGUAUAUAUUUGAGGGUCUUUUUUUAAAAAAGAAAAAUGUGAUGGCUUGACACUAUUGAAAUUGAAAACAACAAAAAGGUAUGCUUUUAGCCUCCAGUGCUUUGGAAAGCGCAGUACACAUCAAACUGAUUUUUAGAUAUAUUUUGCAAGUCUGGUUGAGCUAUAAGAAGAUAUUUAUGGUGAGAACUUUUCCUUUUUUUCUUGUCAUUUUUUUCUAUGCUUUGGUCUGUAAAAAGUAUGCAACUGAACUACAUUAAGAAGGAAAUAUUAUCUACAUAGAAUUAUUAUAUGAAGCUGGUACAUAAUUCUAACGAGGAAAAAAAAUCUUCGUAAUCUUUUAAGCUGUUUUUUUUUUUAAUUUCGUUUUCCUUGGAUGAAAAUAUCAGUAUUAAGCAGCCAGUGUAUUAUUCAAGUGUUUAGACUUAUUAAUAUGCUCUUGUCUUGUAUUUAUACAUUUGUGUAUUUUGGAAGUAUUGCCUCUCUAAGGGACGUUAACAAUGGACAACAUGGCAAAAAGGGAAUAGCCAUCCUGUGUCUCUUCCACCAAGGAUGACAGGUGGCAUUGACUCUUCCCCUGCAUCCUUGUACUAUUGCCUUGUUAUUACAGGUUUGUUAAUUUUUAGGGGAAGGGCAGGAAAUGGACAAGGGAAGAGGACACAUCGGACGAACAGAUCCUUUGGUCUGUGAGCCCAGUGACCUUGUCAGCAAGACCCAAGGAGGUACAAGAACCCCCGAGGCAGGCUUCCUCCUUGUCCCAGUCCUGCCUGGAAGCCCCAAGCUCUUUGAACUCGGAUCUGUCCACUAAGCCCUCACACCUGCCUUCUAGUGCUAAUGGACUUGAAUUUACCUUAAAGUCUAAUCCAACCUCACUACAUUGUAGCCAGUGCAACAGCUAAUACUGAAAUAAGGGGUCUUUGCAGCCAUCUUCUGCGAAGUGGCAAUAAGGCUUGUCCUUUGCUCUUAUGGCCAACUUCCCUUCAACCCUGUGUGGUGAUCCUGUCCAUGUCUGUGUCUGUUUGUGUGUGUGCAUUCAGCUAAAAAGACAAACAGAACCCGUGAGCCCGCCUAGAGGGUGCAUGGAGAAAGUUCCUGACUUCCCUGAAAGGGCCGGCCUCGGGGUGGCAUUCCGUUGUGUGCCUUAUUCCUGGAGACUAUAUAAAGCUUGCCUAUGAAAAUAUAGCCUUUCAGUGCUGUAUUAAAAGGACUUUGGAAAGA
Messenger RNA from Rattus norvegicus (Norway rat), 8875 nucleotides. Lineage: Eukaryota; Metazoa; Chordata; Mammalia; Rodentia; Muridae. The record is from RefSeq and is a predicted model, not a curated record.